This is a messenger RNA of Oncorhynchus kisutch (coho salmon), 808 nucleotides long. RefSeq names its product extensin-like. The transcript has a single exon. The record is from RefSeq and is a predicted model, not a curated record. Gene Ontology annotation, biological process: regulation of DNA-templated transcription. Lineage: Eukaryota; Metazoa; Chordata; Actinopteri; Salmoniformes; Salmonidae. The coding region runs from base 1 to 783 and encodes 260 amino acids. Gene Ontology annotation, molecular function: DNA binding.
AUGAAAGAGUCCUCUGCUCCAGUGACUAGUGCUGUGAGUUCCCAAUGGACAGGCCCCAUAAACGAGAAAACACCGCCCCUACCCAACCCUGUCUAUAGUGCAGGUUUCACAGAGUGCAUCUCCCGUCUGUGCAACUACAUCGACAGCGUGGACCUAUCCCAGAGAGAGAGCUUUGUCCAGGGACUUAGGGACCACCUGGAUACCCACAGCGCCUGCCCUCUGGGGAAGGUGCAGAGCCCGACCUUCCCCCUGGACUUCCAGCCCUGGGGCCCUGUAGCAGAAGGACCAUGCUUCCUGGGCAGAGUGAAAAACAGGAAGGAGAGCACAGUGAUGGGGCAUCAACGAGCCAGCAGGGAGGCCACUUUCCCUUAUAUUAACACCUCUCUUCCCAUCUAUCCCAACACCUUUGUGCUCCACCACCCCCACCCUACCCAACACCUCUCACACCCAUACCCAUCUCCCCCUUACUCCCUCUCACCCCCACCCUCACCCUGUUACUCAAACUCCUCACCACCUUUCACCACUACCCCUCCAUACCUCUCCAUGCCAUGCCACUUCCCCUUCCCUCCUUCCCCCUCUCGUCGUCCAUCAGAUUCCUUGUCACCCCCCUCUCACUCUACAUCUCGGCCCGUGGUGCCUCUGAUACCAGCCCAUCCUCCCCUGGUGUCCAGUCCCCCCACCCCUCUAAGUCUCUCUGGCCCUGUACCUGUAGGCCCAACAAGGACUCUGAGGCGGUCACUAUUUCAGAUCCAGCCCCAGGUAGUAUGGAGGCCCUGGUCCUGAUAUGUGGAGGAGAAGGGUGGUAGAA